UUGAUCUGGGAACAGCUCAUUUUUCUAAGAUUUUUUUUUUAAAAUUUUUAUUUUCCUAAAAACUGGUUUGACUAAGUAAAGUUUAGAGCACAGUCUAUAAGGUGAAAGUUUGGAACAUACAUCUCUGUCAUCUGCUGCAGUGUUGUUUCAGAAAUCAUGUGCGCAACUGUGGAGUCAAGUUGUAGUGAAUGAUAGUUGGCAUCAACCCUUUGGAUUCAUUUGGAAAUCUCUGAAAUAAAGGAGUCUCUAUAGAUAAGCUUGUUUCCUCUUGUAUAGUGAUUGAUUGUGCCUGCUGUCUCUUCUUAGUUCUGUAGGUGGUUAAAAACUCUCAUUCAUUUGAGUAAUCAUAAGCAAAAAUACUAUUGAAGAAAUCCCACUCCCCCAAGGCCUCAUCUCCUCAAAAAAAUAAUAAAAAUGAAAAGUACUCUCCUGUUGACCUUUACAGCGCAGUUUUCUUGAGUUUCUAGAAAAAAUGUGUUUGCCCGUUAGUUAAGUGUCUUGUCAUUUUUCAUUGCAAAGAAUCUUGUUUUUGCAUAUAUGUAUUGUGAUGGAAUAGUGAGUUUUAUGCAUGGGAAUCACAACUCAGUUUGGUGGGGGCAGUUUUUACAAUAAUGGUGGUGUAUGUAUGGUGGGCUUUGCUACUUGCGCGCUGGUUCUGUUGAAGCUCUGAAGGGUGUUCAGGAAACAUUUGUUCAGUGCUAAUGAGUCAGGAAGCGAAGAAAGGGAGACAGGAUAAGGGUUCUAAUGUUAUGGAAAAGGUUAUGGUUGCUGUGAAGGCAUCCAAGGAAAUAUCCAAGAUUGCUCUUGUUUGGGCUUUGACACAUGUUGUUCAACCGGGGGAUUGCAUUGCACUUCUGGUGGUUGUCCCUUCACACAGUUCUGGUAGAAAAUGGACAUUUCCAAGGUUUGCAGGAGAUUGUGCCAGUGGCCAUCGAAGGUCACAUACUGGAACUAGUUCUGAGCAGAAAUCUGACAUAACCGAUUCCUGCUCCCAGAUGAUCCUUCAGCUCCACAAUGUUUAUGACCCAAAUAAGAUAAAUGUCAAGAUUAAAAUUGUUUCUGGGUCACCAUGUGGGGCUGUGGCUGCUGAGGCAAAGAGGAGUCAAGCUAAUUGGGUUGUCUUGGACAAGCAGCUCAAACAUGAGGAAAAACGAUGCAUGGAAGAGCUGCAGUGCAACAUUGUAGUAAUGAAGCGAUCCCAACCAAAAGUUCUUCGCCUUAAUUUAGUUGGAUCAUGUAAAAGGGAUACUGAACCUGCCAGUUCAUUACCUCCAGAACAAUCUGAAUCAAGUGAAAAUCAUGAUGUAGACAAGAAUCGUUCAUUGAAUUCUACUCGGGGACAACUUGUAACUCCCACAAGUAGUCCAGAGAUAUUCACUGCGACUGAAGCUGGUACAUCAUCAGUUUCUAGUUCUGAUCCAGGAACUUCUCCAUUUUUCAAUGCUGAAGGAAGUAGGGAUGUGAAAAAAGAGGAACUCUUAGGUACAAAAGAUCACAAUGGCAAUGACUCAGGUUCAGAGAGUGAUAGUGAAAAACUGUCUUGUUCCUCAAGUGUAAGGUUCCAUCCAUGGAUGGCAAACAUAGUCAAUCCACAGUGUCAGUCCUCCCAACACAUGCAGGAAAGCACUGUUAGAUGUAGUAGUCGAGCUCAAAACUCUACAGCAAAGACUAUGCUUGAAAAGUUCUCUAAAAAUGAUGAAGAAGGUGGAUUUGGAUCACCAAGCUUUAGGUCUGACCUGGAUUUCACUGCAAAUGUGCGAGAUGCAAUUUCACUAUCCAGAAGUGCGCCUCUUGGCCCUCCCCCCUUGUGUUCAAUUUGUCAACACAAGGCACCUGUGUUUGGUAAACCUCCUAGGUGGUUCAGCUAUGCCGAGCUUGAACAUGCAACAGGAGGAUUUUCUCAAGCCAAUUUUUUGGCUGAGGGUGGAUUUGGCUCUGUUCACAGAGGAGUGCUCCCAGAUGGCCAGGUAGUAGCUGUCAAACAACAUAAAUUGGCAAGUUCCCAAGGGGAUCAGGAAUUUUGUUCAGAAGUAGAAGUUCUUAGCUGUGCUCAGCACCGCAAUGUCGUUAUGUUGAUAGGAUUCUGUAUUGAGGAUAGCAGAAGGUUGUUAGUCUAUGAAUACAUUUGCAAUGGAUCUUUAGAUUCCCAUCUAUAUGGACACAACCAAGAUCCCUUAUUGUGGUCUGCUCGCCAAAAAAUUGCUGUUGGAGCUGCAAGAGGACUUCGCUAUCUUCACGAGGAAUGUAGAGUAGGCUGCAUUGUUCACCGAGACAUGCGGCCCAACAACAUUCUUAUCACCCAUGACUUUGAACCACUGGUUGGGGACUUUGGCUUGGCCAGGUGGCAACCUGAUGGAGAUACUGGCGUUGAAACACGAAUCAUUGGGACAUUUGGGUACUUGGCUCCUGAGUACACUCAAAGCAGCCAGAUCACAGAAAAAGCUGAUGUUUAUUCAUUCGGUGUGGUCCUCGUGGAGCUUGUUACUGGACGCAAAGCGGUAGAUCUUAACAGGCCCAAAGGCCAGCAGUGUCUUACAGAAUGGGCCCGUCCACUGUUGGAAGAGUAUGCCAUUGAGGAAUUAAUAGAUCCCCGGCUAGCAAACUGCUAUGAUGAACACGAGGUUUAUUGCAUGUUACACGCUGCAUCCUUGUGCAUACGUCGGGAUCCUCAAGCAAGGCCUCGCAUGUCUCAGGUGCUUCGCAUACUUGAAGGGGACCUCAUAAUGGACUCGGGUCGAAUGUCAACACCAGGGCAGAGCAGAAGGAUAUGGUCAGAUGCCUCACCACAGUAUCAAAGAUACAGCGGCCCUAUAUUAAACGAGGUGUUGGAGGGGUUUAACCCCAAGCUCUCAUUUGAGAAAACUAAAAUUCCUGACUGGGAGAAAGAUGAAGACAUUACCAGAACUUCAUGCGAAGUAACUGUUUCGCAUGGUAUUGCAGAAUUCUAGUGGAUAAUAUAUGCAGGUUGUUUAAGUAGGCGGGUGGUUUUGUUUAUGUAUACAAGUGAUAAUAGUGUUCAUGGUUUGUGUAAUUCAGCUGGAAAUGGAAAGCACUUGUUUUUUUCCUAUCGAGUUUAUAAUAGUUUCUAGUGCUCCGAAGGGAGUAGUUGAGCAGACGGAA
Ipomoea triloba (trilobed morning glory) is the source of this 3120-nucleotide messenger RNA. RefSeq names its product inactive protein kinase SELMODRAFT_444075-like. The record is from RefSeq and is a predicted model, not a curated record. The coding region runs from base 702 to 2948 and encodes 748 amino acids. Gene Ontology annotation, molecular function: protein kinase activity; ATP binding. NCBI's taxonomy places the organism in Eukaryota, Viridiplantae, Streptophyta, Magnoliopsida, Solanales, Convolvulaceae. The transcript is spliced from 10 exons. Gene Ontology annotation, biological process: protein phosphorylation.